Messenger RNA from Mus pahari (shrew mouse), 612 nucleotides. RefSeq names its product presequence translocase associated motor 16 (gene Pam16). Gene Ontology annotation, biological process: protein import into mitochondrial matrix. Bases 203 to 550 code for a protein of 115 amino acids. Gene Ontology annotation, cellular component: TIM23 mitochondrial import inner membrane translocase complex. Lineage: Eukaryota; Metazoa; Chordata; Mammalia; Rodentia; Muridae. The record is from RefSeq and is a predicted model, not a curated record. The transcript is spliced from 6 exons.
ACGCGUCGCGUCCUUGCGCACGCGCUCUCCGGUCUCCCUUGACCUCUGACCCACCAGCAACCCUUGAGCUGAUCCCACUGGGUCGGGAAGCCGCACCCGUGCCCCUAAAGUGGAGCGGCCGUCAUGCCUUUUCCUGAAGGCCGAGGGGAGCCAGUCUGCCUCUGGGAACUUGAUUGCCAAGUACCUGGCCCAGAUCAUUGUGAUGGGUGUGCAGGUGGUGGGCAGAGCCUUUGCCAGGGCCCUGAGGCAGGAGUUUGCAGCAAGCCAGGCAGCCGCUGAUGCCCGAGGGCGGGCUGGGCACCAGUCUGCAGCUGCAUCCAAUCUCUCUGGCCUCAGCCUCCAGGAAGCCCAGCAGAUUCUCAACAUCUCCAAGCUGAGCCCUGAGGAGGUCCAGAAGAAUUAUGAACACCUAUUUAAAGUGAAUGACAAGUCCGUGGGUGGCUCUUUCUACCUGCAGUCAAAGGUUGUCCGUGCAAAGGAACGCCUGGAUGAGGAACUCCGAAUACAAGCCCAGGAAGACAGAGAGAAAGGGCAGAAGCCCAAAACGUGACUACUGGGCUCUCCACCCCAGCCAUUGCCUCAUAAUUUAUAGCCUAGUAAUAAAUGUCUCUU